AUGGACAUACUGACUCCGCUGGCAUUCCAGAAACACCAUCCCCGCAAGCUAACGCCUGUCAAGAUCAAAGAACGAAAGCCAUUUCUGGCGUACAUAGCUAUCAUUCACCCAGUGCACGCGCACCUGUGGUGCAGCCGUGGACGCGUGCUCACCAUCAUCGGCUGCAUCUGGCCCGUGGCUCUCGGCUUCGCCUGUCCGAACCUCAUGUACCAUCGCCUGAUCGCCGUCAUGCCGCACAACCCGGACUUCACGCCCUGUCUCAUGGACUUCCCGAGCGCGCGAGCAAGCUACACGUUCCAAUUCUCGCAGUUCACCUUCUUCUAUCUGAUCCCGAUGCUGCUGCAGGCGGCGCUGUACGCGCGCAUCAGUCACCGACUCUUCGCCAGCGUCGGGAAGCUACAAGCCACACAGAAGUCGCUCGGAAAUGGCGGCGGCGGCAAGAAAGAGAUGUCCGACGCUCUGAAAGCUCGCAAGGGUGUCGUCAAGAUGCUCAUUGUCGCCGUCAUCGUCUACUUCGUCUCGUUCUCCCCGCAUCAGGUCCUGCUGUUCUACAGGCGCUUUGCGCACUCGCAGUUCCAGGAGACGUGGACGAUUCUGAUCUUCGUGAACAUAAUGGCUUACUGUAACUCGGCCGCCAACCCGCUCCUCUACAGCGUCUUCAGUCAGAAGUUCCGCAGCAAGUUCAAGCAGGCGCUGUGCUGCUGCAGCAGGGGAGGGACCCGCCGCGGUGGCGACCGCGGUCAGAGUAUGGUCGGCUCGUUUGCGACGUCGUCGACACAUCUGUCAUUAUUUAUUGAGAAUAUUUGCUAG
Molecule: messenger RNA, 810 nt
Organism: Priapulus caudatus
Lineage: Eukaryota; Metazoa; Priapulida; Priapulimorpha; Priapulimorphida; Priapulidae
Product: neuropeptide receptor 15-like
Exons: 2
Coding region: 1-810 (269 amino acids)
Biological process (GO): G protein-coupled receptor signaling pathway
Cellular component (GO): plasma membrane
Molecular function (GO): G protein-coupled receptor activity
Source: RefSeq, a predicted model, not a curated record